Messenger RNA from Nicrophorus vespilloides, 2183 nucleotides. RefSeq lists its product as uncharacterized. The record is from RefSeq and is a predicted model, not a curated record. Lineage: Eukaryota; Metazoa; Arthropoda; Insecta; Coleoptera; Silphidae. The transcript has 10 exons. The coding region runs from base 16 to 1908 and encodes 630 amino acids.
AUACUCUGGAAUGGGAUGAAGCUCGGAGUUGUAGUGUAUGUCUACUACUAUUGGCGUUGUUGUACAACCGACGUCGGCCCGGACGACACGUGUGCAGCAGGUGGUUGCGAAUUCCCGAAGCAAUGGGCCGGCUGGUGGUUCCAAUCCGGAGUACCUCAACCUUUGCCCAUCAACUCGACGUACAUCGAGACGAAGGGCGAAUGCUACGAGGAGCAAGGAGACAAAUAUUUGGUCUACGACAGGGCGGACAAUUGCUACAGAUGCAUGGCGAUUCACGUGAAGCACUCGAGCGUUCUGCAAUAUAAAGAGACGUUUUGCGAGAGCAAAGCUUCUUUGCAGGAGAUCUGCUACGGGAUAACAGGAGACGCAUCUUUGUACAGCAUGUUUCGAAAGUCACCGGAAGCGAAGCCCGUUCCGUGUCCAUUCAAGAGUGCUCCUUUUACCUUCUCCUACAAUAGGGGAUCAGGUGAUUGCAAAGAUCCACCGAGCAAGGCGGAAAGCUGCACCGACGAUUCCCGUCUGGUCCUCAAGUAUCAGGCUUGUUUGGAUGAUCCAUCCACGGAAACCCAUGUCGAGGAAUUAGUGUGUUUGGCCACGUGGAAGGAAGGCUCCACGCGUUAUUUGAUCGGAAAGAUAUCGCAGGGGAAUCGGAGGGCCCUCACCUCCGACGAGGAUCAAUACCGAUGCUUCAUUUACCUGAAGAGCACCGAUAAAGGAAAGGUGGUCUACCACAUCGCCCAGUCCGGCGAUGCCAGCUGCAACGGUCUGCAGAGCGUCCACGAGGGCAGCAGGACGAUGAAGUUCACCGCCGUCGAUAACCAUCAUAACAGAUGCAAAUUCCCCACCUGGAUCACCGAUCAUCACACCUGGCUCAGUCUGGAUCACAAGAAGACCUACAAAUUCUCGCAGAGAAACGCCACUCUGAAAAUCCUCGACGAGGAGCCGAAACUCGGCAGGAACAGUCAGCAGACUCAGCAGCCGCAGCAACAUUUCGCCUUCCAAGAGUUCGGAUUCGUGUCUCAAGAUCAGCACCGGCAGAACUCCGAGAUGAGGGUGAUCUGUCACGCGAUUUUGGAGUCUAAGGAGCAGAAGAAGGUGCAGAUCGUGGCGCACAUCACCGCAGGAUGCGAUAGCGGAUAUGUCUGCAUGGUUUUCUACAAGCGCGACUCUCACGUGAUCGAGAUUCAGCAAUCUGAAGAUUACCACGAUAAUCCCGACGAUGCGUGCAACUCCUUCGAUCCAACAACAACGCCGUUCACCACUUUGAUAACUACGACUCUGCACCCUAAGAAAUGCCCGAACGUAGGCAGAUUCACGCUCCUCGAGAACUUACCGAUGACUGGAGAAAGACGCAAACGUAGACAGCAACAAGAAACUGGUUUGGAGAGUAUGCCGAAUGCGCCGAUAGCCCCAGAAUGUUUGACCCCGAAAUACGAAGCCCUGUCCGUCGGAUGCAAUUCGAACGAGCUGAUGGAAUUCAAAACCGCCUGCCUGCAGCAGCCCACGAACGCCUUCACGUGUCACGGCUCCUGGCAGGACAAUAACACGUUCUACGUGAUCACGUCGCCGACGUCGCGCAAGAGCGCAGAUACUCUGCGAUAUUGUUUCAUCUAUACGGUGACCCAUCAGGACGGAGGAACUCCUUCAACGUCAGUCGCCGGAGUUCCGCAAGGAUCUAAACCACCGACCGGCGGAGGACCUCCGAUUCUCAGACUCUCGGCAAUAUCAGAGUCCUGUCACAGGCACAUCUCGCCCGGAAUAGACGGAGCUUGGGCCUUCAACUUUACAAGCAACGGAAAAUUCGAGUCUUGCGCCGAGGUGGAGACCGAAAGCGCCGCUUCGGCCCUUCUGCCCUCGUUCAUCAUCCUCGUGACGCUGUCUUGGAUCACCGCGGUCAUUUUAAGAUGAUGAAGAUGGAACCAAAUCUAUACGCUUACUGAAUAUUAAGGGGAUAAGACAACAACUGCAGCUGCUACAAAGGAAAACACCCGACAAAAGAAAACAACACAUCUAUAUAUAUAUAAAGAAAAAAAUAAAGAGACUCAUUGAAGAAGGAUUAAAAAAAAUACAUAAUACGCUAGUGCGAAUUCCCUCGAGAAGAAAAUUGCGAGUAUAACAAAAAUAAUAAUAAUAAUUUGUAUAGAAGAGUAUUAAUCUCUCCACGAAAGCCCAAAAAAAAAAAC